AUGGAGGUGCAGAAGCGCGUCCGCCGCUUCCUCGCGCUCCACGCGCUGCUCCUCUACGCCGCCACCCCCACCGCGCCCUCGGGCAAAUUCUCCGCCGGGGGCAGCGGCGCGGUCUCUGUGCCCUUCUCCCGCCUCGGCGCCCUCUCGCGCCGCCAGCUCCGCCUCGCGCCCCUCGACGCUGGCAACUUCAUGCUGCGCCACCCGCACGCCUUCCACCUCUUCCUCCACCCGGUCCACCGCAUCCUCCACGUGCGCCUCACCCCGCGCGCCUCCGCCGCGCUGCGCCUCGAGGCCGACGCCAUCGCCUCCCUGCGCCCCGGCGCCGUCCUCCGCCUCCGCAAGCUGCUCCUCCUCGCGCCCCCGCACCACCGCCUCCGGCUGGAGCACAUCCGUCUCCUCCGCCGCGACUUCGGCCUCCCCGACGACUUCGCCGACUCCGUCAUCCUGUCCAAUCCCGCUCUGUUCCGCCUCACGCCUGACGGGUUCGUCGAGUUUGUGCCCUCCCCUGACGACCCACCCGACCUCACCGUCGCCGCCGUCGAGCGCUCCCGGGAGCGCCACUACCGCGAGCACCGUGCUCCCGGCGCUGGCGAGGAGGACGCGCGCUUCGCGUUCCCCACCCGCUUUCCGCCGGGCUUUAAGAUUGGCAAGUAUUUCCGCAUUGCAGUUUGGAAGUGGCAGCGCCUCCCCUACGCUUCCCCGUAUGCGGACGUCUCUGGCCACGACCUGCGCUCACUUGAGGCACAACGCCGCAUGGAGAAGCCGAAUAUGGAUCGGAUGUUCACCAGCAUGGGCCGUGGAUGGGAUGAGCUUGGUGGUGGUCGUCGUGGAGGAGCAGAAUUGAGGGAGAAGUUUCUUGGGGAUGCAGGUGGCAGAAAGAGGAAAGUUGGCGCUGACGAUGAGGACGAUGGUGCCGAUAGUGGGGAGGACUCGGGAGUUGAAUCACUCUACAUCGACUGA
Messenger RNA from Triticum turgidum subsp. durum (durum wheat), 960 nucleotides. Lineage: Eukaryota; Viridiplantae; Streptophyta; Magnoliopsida; Poales; Poaceae. The record is from the annotation of a GenBank genome assembly.